CUGCUCCGCUGCGUCGUCUGCGACCUCUACAAGAUUCUCGACGUCGACCCCGCGGCGACGGGGCUGCUGCAGCCGCUGCUCUACUUCAAGGGGUUCCACGCGCUCACGCUGCACCGCGUGGCGCACCACCUGUGGGCGCGCGACGACGGCCCCGCCGACCGCUUCGCCGCGCUCCGCCUUCAAUCGCACGCACGAACGGCCCGUCUCCUCACACACACACACACACACCCUCGCCGCGCCCCGCUCCCCGCCCCCGCAGGACCGGGGGUGAUGCUGGACCACGCGAGCGGCGUCGUGAUCGGCGGCACCGCCGUGGUCGGCAGCGACGUGUACAUGCUGCACGGCGUCACCCUCGGCGCCACCGGCAAGCCGAUGCACGGCGCGAAGCGCCACCCGACCAUCGCCGACUCGGUGACGCUGGGUGCGGGCGCGACCGUGCUCGGCGACAUUCUCGUCGGCAGCGGCGUCACCGUCGGCGCGAGCGCCGUGGUGACGCGCGCCGUCCCCGAGGGCAGCACGGUCGUCGGCGUC
This is a messenger RNA of Emiliania huxleyi CCMP1516, 531 nucleotides long. RefSeq lists its product as hypothetical. Lineage: Eukaryota; Haptophyta; Isochrysidales; Noelaerhabdaceae. The record is from RefSeq and is a predicted model, not a curated record. The transcript is spliced from 2 exons. Gene Ontology annotation, cellular component: cytoplasm; cytosol. Gene Ontology annotation, molecular function: L-serine O-acetyltransferase activity. The annotation marks the transcript as partial.